This is a messenger RNA of Dentiscutata heterogama, 327 nucleotides long. The record is from the annotation of a GenBank genome assembly. NCBI's taxonomy places the organism in Eukaryota, Fungi, Glomeromycota, Glomeromycetes, Diversisporales, Gigasporaceae.
AUGGCAUACUUUAAUGCUCAAGAUUCACAACAUAAUCUUGAUCAUUUAACCAUCUCUAAAAUUCUCAAAGAGAAAAAUAAAUGGUUAGCCGUUAGUGAAAAUGAGAUAACAUCAAGUACUUUUCGAUAUAAAAAAGUAAAAUUUUCUUUGCUAGACCAAGCUAUAAAGUUAUGGGUUGAACAGGUUGUCAAUAAUAGGUUAUUUUUAACUGAGGCGAUUAUCAAAGAGAAGGCUGCUUAUUUUUUUAAAGCUUUAUCACUACCUGAUAAUGAAAUAAAAUUCUCUAAUGGUUGGAUAAGACAAUUUAAAAAAUGCAAUAGUUUGUGA